AUGCAGUGCGAAUCUUGUCAUGCGUCGGAUAAACAGCCUGCCAUCGCACACCUCCAACAGUUCGGACCUUUCAGGGUACCAUCAACUCGGUCGAGGAUCUAUGCUUUCCCCAUUGGAUCUCUGCCGCCGCACCCCGAGGAUCGAUGUGGCGGCGACGGCUGGGGGAGAUGUGACAAGAUCAAAGGCUUCACGAUGAAUUACAAGCAUACGGUCCCCUUUAGCUCACAUUUUUCAAACUCCCUAUUGAUAUUCCAGGCCUGGCAUUUCGCCGUCCACUUCGGAGCCGGUCCCGGUAUGAGGUUGUACAUGCCGCAAGGCGAGCAUACAUCAAACUUGGUGAUGCCGAGAGGUGUCUUUGGCUAUGACGUGGAUGAUAGGGGGGCUUAGCUGAGGAGAAGGUUUAUAGCACCGGACGCGCUGGAAGAAAUGCUGGUCUACAAGUAAUGUACGUAGAAACAGGACUCGGUAUCAACACAGACAAUACACAAAUGUACACACCAAUCCAUUCAUGUCUACCCGCUCUGCUCCAUCAACGCUCCUGAUCCAGCCAACAACAAAAAGAUGCAAAACCACAAUGUGCUCUCCAAACUCCCAAGCACCUAUAGCCUCCCAACAAUAUACAUUGCACCAUGAACCCACCCUCUCAACGCCAACUGCUCUCAUUCCUCAAUUUCCUCCAUCGCGACAUCUCUCUCUUCGCCCCAGGACCGUCUCCUCUACUCCUUCCCGCGGCUGUCUCACCGCCCCCGCGCGAGUCCCUCCCCCCGUCGGCCCCGCGCCUGCCCUCACCGCUGCCACCCCGGACAUCUCCCGCCUUCCCGCCCCCUCUCCUGGCUUGUCCGCCCUGUCCUCCGCGCCUGCCAGCGCCCGGGUUCUCUUGUCGUUGGCCCGCGCGCGCCGUGGCUGGGCUUGGAGCCGGAGCCCGGGGGUUGACAGGCGCCCGCGGGACCGGGUUUGGCUGUAGCUGCGUCCAGCUCAUGUCGGUGUUAAGAGUUUCGAUGAGGGUGCGUCCACCCUGUCCCCUCGGCGGUGGUGACAAGGGAGAUUGGCGCGUGUGAGGGCGCACCGGACCCGGGGUUGCUUGGACGGGACUGGCCGCCGGUUCUUGGACCUUUUCAGC
This is a messenger RNA of Podospora pseudocomata, 1120 nucleotides long. RefSeq lists its product as uncharacterized. Lineage: Eukaryota; Fungi; Ascomycota; Sordariomycetes; Sordariales; Podosporaceae. Bases 1 to 387 code for a protein of 128 amino acids. The record is from RefSeq and is a predicted model, not a curated record. The transcript is spliced from 3 exons.